ACCACUGGCCCCUUUUCUGCCUUCCCGAGGGUCACCCAACACCUGUCCACUUUAGCCCCAAACCGGGUCCCAUCGCCCGCCAUGUCCAAGCAACUCCCAAAGAUCCGCGAUGAGGAGCGCGAGUCCCGCAUGGGUUCCGUUUUUGGCGUCUCGGGUCCCGUCGUUGUUGCAGAGAACAUGAUCGGAUCCUCCAUGCACGAGCUCGUCCGCGUCGGUCAUGACGAACUUGUCGGUGAGAUCAUCCGGAUCGACAAAGACAAGGUCACCAUUCAGGUCUACGAGGAAACAUCGGGCGUCAGCGUUGGUGAUCCCGUCUUGAGCACACGAAAGCCGCUCAGUGUCGAGCUUGGCCCAGGUCUUAUGGAGAACAUCUACGAUGGUAUUCAACGCCCGCUAGAAUCCAUUCAGAAGAAGAGUGGUGGCAUCUAUAUUCCUCGCGGUAUCAACACCCAAGCCUUGAACAGGGAGCUACAAUGGGACUUCAAGCCGGUCAGCUUCAAGGUCGGUGACCACAUCUCUGGCGGUGAUAUCUACGGAAGCGUUUACGAGAAUGCGCUGGUCAAGGACCACAAGAUCAUGCUCGGGCCACGAGCAAUGGGUACCGUCACUUACAUUGCCGAAAAGGGGUCGUACAACGUAGACGACGUCAUCCUCGAGACAGAGUUUCAAGGCAAGAAGACCAAGCAUACAAUGUGCCAGCUCUGGCCUGUUCGCGCACCGCGACCGACCGCCGAGAAGCUUACUGCUAGCAACCCACUGCUCACUGGACAGCGUAUCCUCGACUCGCUCUUCCCUUGCAUCCAGGGUGGUACCACUGCCAUCCCAGGCGCAUUUGGCUGUGGCAAGACAGUCAUCUCACAAGCCCUCUCCAAGUACUCGAACUCCGACAUUAUUACCUACGUCGGAUGUGGCGAGCGCGGCAACGAAAUGGCAGAGGUACUUGCCGAGUUUCCAGAGCUUACACUGCAGCGCGAAGGCGAGGAACACCCGAUCAUGAAGCGAACGACGCUGGUGGCCAACACGUCCAACAUGCCCGUCGCAGCGCGUGAGGCGUCCAUCUACACUGGCAUCACGCUGUCCGAGUACUUCCGAGACCAAGGCUACAACGUCGCUAUGAUGGCCGACUCGACGUCGCGAUGGGCGGAAGCCCUGCGUGAGAUCUCCGGUCGUCUGGCCGAGAUGCCCGCCGACUCGGGCUACCCGGCGUACCUGGGUGCCAAGCUGGCGUCGUUCUACGAGCGUGCCGGCCGGGUCACCUGCUUGGGCAGUCCUGGUCGUGAAGGAUCUGUUUCCAUUGUCGGCGCUGUCUCGCCGCCCGGUGGAGACUUUUCAGACCCAGUCACGUCGUCUACGCUCGGUAUCGUCGGCGCAUUCUGGGGCUUGGACAAGAAGCUCGCGCAGCGGAAGCACUUCCCCUCGGUCAACUGGGACCUGUCGUACUCCAAUUACCUCAACGCACUCGAGCCGUUCUAUGAAAAGUCGAACCCUGGCUUUGUCCAGUACCGCUCGCAGGCCAAGGCGCUGCUGCAGAAGGACACGGAGCUCGCCGAGAUUGUACAGCUAGUCGGCAAGUCUGCGCUGGGCGAGGGGGACAAGGUGACACUCGAUGUGGCAACGAUGUUCAAGAACGACUUUUUGGCGCAGAACGGUAUCUCCGAGUACGACGCCUACUCGCCGUUCAGCAAGACGGCGGCCAUGCUCAAGAACAUGAUUGACUACCACGAGAAGGCCCAGGCGGCCAUCGCCAACAACCCUGAGAUGACGUGGGCGCGCAUCAAGGACCACACCUCGGACACCCUCUACAGGCUCACACAACAGAAGUUUGAGAGCCCCAAGGACGGCGAGAAGGCGUAUCUCGACAAGUACGAAAAGCUGUCCAACGACAUUGCCGAGGCGUUCCGCACGCUCUCGGAUUAGAAGGAGAAGGGAGCAUUCCAUCACUUCUUGCGCGCUGC
Messenger RNA from Tilletiaria anomala UBC 951, 1955 nucleotides. RefSeq names its product putative TFP1p-H+-ATPase V1 domain 69 kd catalytic subunit, vacuolar. The coding region runs from base 82 to 1917 and encodes 611 amino acids. NCBI's taxonomy places the organism in Eukaryota, Fungi, Basidiomycota, Exobasidiomycetes, Georgefischeriales, Tilletiariaceae. The transcript has 4 exons. Gene Ontology annotation, molecular function: proton-transporting ATPase activity, rotational mechanism; ATP hydrolysis activity; ATP binding. The record is from RefSeq and is a predicted model, not a curated record. Gene Ontology annotation, biological process: proton transmembrane transport; ATP metabolic process. Gene Ontology annotation, cellular component: proton-transporting V-type ATPase, V1 domain; fungal-type vacuole membrane.